Messenger RNA from Linnemannia hyalina, 4008 nucleotides. The record is from the annotation of a GenBank genome assembly. NCBI's taxonomy places the organism in Eukaryota, Fungi, Mortierellomycota, Mortierellomycetes, Mortierellales, Mortierellaceae.
AUGAGACAAGCGCCCAGGUUGCUCAGCCUCGAUGACUAUAACCUCAUUUCACUUGGAUACAAGCCGGUCAUGGCGAGAAAGCUACCAUGGAUGACAGUGGCCGGAGUAGCUCUCACGGCGACCAAUGUCUUCACUGGAGUCAUUCCAUUGUACGGACUAGCCCUGACGAAUGGAGGACCUGCCUGGGCGACCUGGAGCUUUCUCGUUAUUGGAUUGAUGUCUAUUGCUGUGACACUGUGUCUCUCGGAACUUGCAUCGGCCUAUCCAACCACAGCAGGAGUGCACCAUUGGGUGUAUCAAUUAGGAUCCGCAAAGAGGAGGGCGUAUCUGUCGUGGAUGGUCGGAUGGUUCACCAUUGUCAGCGCUGUGACCGUAACGGCUUCGAUCGCGUUCUAUUUCUCCUCGGUGCUGGGGCAGCUAUUACUGUCGCUGCACAAGUCUUCGCUCACGCCUGCAACUCUGGUGAUGUUCCAUUUGGGUGUUCUUUUCGCUUGGCAGACCAUCAACUUGAUGCCUAUCCGCCCGAUAGGUUAUCUCUCCAUCGUCUCGGGUCUGUUUAUGGUUGCGUUGGCAGUAGCGUUGAUCAGCGCGAUGUUGUCAUUGUCAGGAAUCGAGCCGUCGAUGGCCCAAGUCCCCUUUACUGCCGUUCUGAACUAUUCUGGAAGUUCCAAUGCUGUCUACGCAGCAUUGAGCAGCACACUCAUGGCCUCGUUUGUCUUUUGUCCUCAAGACACCAUAAUUCGCAUGGCGGAGGAGAGUAGGCGGCCAGAGAGGGCGUUGCCCAAGCUGAUGGUGGGGUCGACAGUGUCAAGUCUGUUAGUUGGUCUCCCUCUUGUCAUUGUCCUGAACUACGGGAUCGUCAAGACCAUCAGGGGUCUCCUGGAUGAGUCUGUUCCCGGCAUCAAAAUCAUCCUCUCGACGAUUGGCGAUUCGACAGGGACAGUGUUUGUGGUCUUUGUGCUGACAGCCAUCUUCUUCACCGGCCUGAUGCGCCUCUCGACCGCAACCAGGACAGUUUACUCAUUUGCGCGCGAUGGAGGAGUCCCUCACUCGUCCUACUGGAACCACCUUCACCCACGACGAAAGAUCCCUCAGCGCGUGUCCUGGUUGGUCACCAUCGCCUGCAUAUUGACACGCGAAGGAAGUCUCCACUUCAUCCCAGGAAACUUCACCCUCGGCCGCUUCUCAAAACCCCUCCACAUCAUCUCCAUUAUCUGGCUCACCUUUCUCUCCCUCACCCUCGCCCUCCCCUCCACCAUCCCCGUCACAAAGAACAACUUCAACUAUGCCCCCGUCGUCCUCGCAAUCCUCACCAUCAUCUUCGCAGUCUCAUGGUUCAAGGCCAGGACGGAUUUCACGGGUGGUGCCAAGGAUAUCAGUCGUGCCUCACAUCGAAACCCUGCCCGUCGGUCGCUAGAGGAUAUUUAUCCGCACAAGUCGCCUGCACAUUCGCAGUUAGGUCCUGGGUUGGCGGCAUUUCCGCCUGCGCCUCGGGCUUUGCCGCCGUUUCAUCACACACCUUCGGAGGAGACUAUUCAGAGGUUCAAGACUCCUCUUGGCAACAAGACGAGGAAUGGGAUAGCAGCUAAUGGGCAUAACAGGGUUCUUCCUGAACAAGUCACCUUUCCACGGCCCGGUUAUCCUACAUCGCUGACCCCACCCAAAAGGAGCAACCCCAUGACCUCAUCCUCAUCGUCCAGGAAACAGCAGAAGCACCAAGGUCAAGCUGCAGGAGGAGGAGAGGGAUCAACCUUAAGAUCAAGCCCAAGAGACCAUCCUCGUGGACAAGCACCCAACCUGACCAUGAACACUAUAACCUCUGUCCAAAGCCAUCCAGACUCGAUCCUGGGGAUUCCUUUCUCCGAAUCACCAGAGAUGAUGCAUCGAGAACUCACAGUCCAGAACUUCAGCAGUAGCAUCAGCGCCAGCCCAUCCUCGUCUCCAUCACCACCAACGGCACUACCGUCAACUCGCACCCUUGCGACUGGUGGCUCUCAGAGUCCUGACAGUUCUGAAGUAGCUUCUUCGGGGUUGUUUCUGACACGACCAUUUGGACCUGUAACGACAACCACCGACGCUAUUAUCCCCAAAAUCUCGAUUGCUCCUCCAACAACCAACAGCAGCACGAUUGAAAGCGCCAGAGUCACACUUCGUCGCGAAAGUCCUCUUAUCCGAAAGGCAACAACCACUCGUGCUGCUGCUGAUGGUCCUAGCGAGAACAGGACCGUAUUGGCUUUGAGUCAACAGCUUGCUACCUUGGAGACCACCAGCCACCCCCUGAACGCGAUCGAUAGUAUCUUUAAGCUCGGACAUGGAUUGAGCAAUAUGUUCACAUCAGGCAAGAACAAGGUCACGGCCAGCAUGAACACCAGCUCUGAAACCAACAGCCAUCUCCGAACUGGAAAAAAUCGACCGCCAACGCCUUACCCUGGGAGUCUAGUGGAUCAAACCGAGGACUCUGCAGUGUCAGAUUAUGCCGCCUCGAUGAAGGACGACUCUCACACACCCAAGACUAUCUUGAAAUUCUCUCCACCCUCACCACCACUUCAUCCACACAACCAAGGUGGGCAUGGAAGAAACGGAUACACGAUCGAGGAGAUUGUCAACAACACCAUCGUAGUUUUUCCGUCCAUCUCCCAGUUCCCGACUCUGGAUGGGUACCCUUUGAUCAAAUCCUCUUCGACUAUGGAUUUCGGGGCCGAGUUGUCUGGAAGUGACGUCGCCGCUGGUGGUGGUGAUCGAAGACCGUCCAACACUACGACCAUCCGUCCUCUGAUGCUCCCCAUGAGUCGCACGCCCACCAUCCAGGCCACCAGUCAAGCUUAUACCUACACAUCAUCUCUCAACGAUGACCAUGGCGGAGACUUGGAAGGACAGCUCGCAGAAGCAGACGAAUUCUACGAGAAUGAGUAUCAUCACGACUACCCCAUCAUCUCCAUCUCCAAGAACCGUCUCAACUCUCUCUCUCCGACCUCUGGUGUUGCUGGUGCUGCUGUCAGUGGUAAUGGUCUCUUCCGUCUCCCCAACUGUAAUAUCAGAGUUCCUUCUACCUCCACGCUGGCAUUGACACCAUCUGGUAGAAAUAAUAGUGGUGGUGGUAUGAUUCAAUCAUCAACCUUGUUGACUCACUCCACCGGCCCGGCAGCAACUCCAACCACCGUCAUGGCACCCACCAGUCCAAAUCGUCAACAACAGUUCACCCCUCACAACCACAACGAAACCAAACCGCACCGCCAGUUAUCCUACACCGAACGACACGAUCCCAUCGAGCGCCUCCUCCGCCACAAAGCCCAGCAGCAACAACAAUCAAACUCCAUCACCCCUAACGACUCAAAAACCUCCUCCUCCCACCAACACCUCGAAUCUGCCACAAACCCAGCCUUCCAAUCCCUUCAACGCACCCGAACAGUCGCCAACUGGGCCCAAGAACAAUCUCGAAUCCAAGAAAAACGCGCUCGACAUUACGCACGGACCCGGGCAUUGAAGGAGUUGCGGAAACAAAACCCCACUGCGACGCUUUCGAUGGGUUCGAGUUCUGGGUCGUCAUUCACAGACUUUUCAGAAUUGUCGUCUUUCUCGACUUCGACUUCUUCUUCUGCGUCCGGAUCGGCGUCGGGUGCGGGUGCUUCGGCGUCAAAGUUUUUCCCACAAUCUCCUCAACAGCACCGUCAUCAACAACCCUCGAUCCAGGCAAGACCUACACCUCCGCCAUCAUCCUCUUCCCUCACUCGGGAAAAACUAGUCAUCAACACCAACUUUGGCCAAGACAAGAUGCCGUCCUUCCCACGCCACUUUGCCAACAGUAACGGAAGCGGGGGAGGAGGACUGGACAUCGAUUCGAUGAUGAUGGAGGAUAUUCAACUGGACCACCCGACGCGUCUCGAGAUGCUUAUCCAAGAAGAGGACGAAGACGAAGAAGAGGAACCGGGCUUGUAUAUCGAUACGGAUGAUAUUUUGAGCCCUUCGAUGGAGAUUGAGAGUCUUGGAGCUGGUGUUGGACGACUCUGA